Molecule: messenger RNA, 1167 nt
Organism: Fusarium redolens
Lineage: Eukaryota; Fungi; Ascomycota; Sordariomycetes; Hypocreales; Nectriaceae
Product: flavoprotein
Exons: 1
Coding region: 219-935 (238 amino acids)
Biological process (GO): coenzyme A biosynthetic process
Cellular component (GO): phosphopantothenoylcysteine decarboxylase complex
Molecular function (GO): phosphopantothenoylcysteine decarboxylase activity; FMN binding
Source: RefSeq, a predicted model, not a curated record
UAAAGCUCCCGUCUGAUGUCAAUUCCAAAGAUUUCUGUAAAGAUUGACUCUCAAUUAGCAACUCAGUCAAUUAAUUUUGAAAACCAUAUCUAUCACUCAUACAACUCAUAUUUGUAGCUGAGGUCAUAAAGUGACAACACUCCACUCAACUGCAUCAAACCCUAUCAAAUCUCGCCAAGACCGCUGACAAAAGCAUCGUCGCAUCUCACUCCAUCUCAAUGCUUCACAGGAUUCAACACGGGCACGACGCCCAUCACGAUCACUACAUGCGCAACUCAACUGAAGCUCUCGAACAAGCCCGAGGCGAUGGCAAGCGCCAUAUCCUCCUCGCCGCCUCUGGCUCUGUUGCGACAAUUAAGCUCGUUCAAAUUAUAAAUGGUCUCAAAUCACAACACAACAUCUCCAUCCGUCUCAUCCUCACUCAUUCUGCAUCGGAAUUCCUCUCUGGUCAAAGCCUUGAACAACCAACCGUGGAUCAAAUUUCUCGUCUUCCGAAUGUCGAUGCUGUUUACACAGAUGCGCAUGAGUGGGCGCAGCCUUGGAAACGUAAUGCGCCGAUUUUGCAUAUUGAGCUACGACGCUGGGCGGAUGUCUUGGUCAUUUCACCGUUGAGCGCGAAUACUAUGGCUAAAAUUGUCAACGGCAUGUGCGAUAAUCUCUUGACGUCUGUUGUUCGAGCUUGGGAUGUUUCGGGGACUGUUGAUGGGGCUAAGAAGAAGAUUCUUGUCGCGCCGUCGAUGAACACUUGUAUGUGGAAUCAUCCUAUCACAGCGAGACAGCUUCGAGUUUUGGAGGAGGAAUGGGGUGGGGAGAAUGGUUGGUUUGAGGUUUUGAGACCGAUAUCGAAGAAUUUGGCUUGUGGUGAUGUUGGGAAUGGUGCCAUGAUUACUUGGGAGAGUAUUGUGGAGGCAAUUGAGAAGAAGAUCAAGGCUUAGGGAAAGAGAUGAGCACUAAAAGAAAACCGACGGAAUUGAGUUAUUUUCAGCGAGUCUGGAGGAAGUCUGCUGGUCGCGAUAUGGCGUUUGAGGACUGGGGGACAAAAUGCACGACAGAGCCGUAGGGUAAUUUGGUGAUGGAAUUCAUACCACAACAGGAGGGGCAUUUCUAAGGCACAGGCAUACAUGAACCACUAUCAAUAUGAUUCUGAAUAAAAAUUUAAAAGAUUGA